Molecule: messenger RNA, 267 nt
Organism: Acaulospora morrowiae
Lineage: Eukaryota; Fungi; Glomeromycota; Glomeromycetes; Diversisporales; Acaulosporaceae
Source: the annotation of a GenBank genome assembly
AUGAAUUCAUUACCUCACUGUCCUCUGAUGAAAACAAUCCAUACAACACCUAACCCCAAAUGCCCAGUAGACUUUCGAUUGUUUCCUGGGAUGGCGACAAAACUGACAUUUAACAGCCAGGAUAAUAGAGAUGUGUUAUACGUGAUUUUCUCCAGAUUGAUUGAGCUGUUUGAGAAUCUUGUGAGCAGAGAAACGAUCGAAGAUGGAUUUGUUUUGGAAAGCAAGGAUAAGCUAGUUGCAUGUUUAUUGAAAGGCUUGGUGGCAGUG